GUAGGGGGCUGAGGCUGGCGGCAGUGCAGCGCGUUUCAUGGGUCCCGUCCUACGUGUGGCUCUGUCCCAUGUUGCUGGCCCCCUGGGUGGGGUCUAGCUCCAGAGACCCCAGGUUCAGGGGGAGCAGCUGAUCCCAGUGUGGGGGCACGGCCAGCCCCUCGCCACGCUGACCCCUCUCCUCUUCCCCAGGCUGCUGAAUGCAGAGGACGGUGGCUGUUGUCGGUGGUGGGAUCAGUGGCCUCACCGCCUGCUACCACCUGGCCAGAAGCCCCAAUGCUCCCAAGAUAAUCCUGCUGGAGGGUAGCGGCCGCCUGGGGGGCUGGCUCCAUUCCACUCGAACUGAGGACGGGGCCGUAUUUGAGCAUGGCCCCAGGGGGAUCCGACCUGCCGGGACCGUGGGGAAGAACACUCUGCUCAUGAUCUCUGAACUUGGCCUGGAUGCAGACGUGCUUCCGGUGCCUGGCGACCACCCGGCUUCCAAGAACCGCUACCUCUACGUGAGCGGGGCACUGCACAGGCUGCCAUCCGGCAUUGGCGGUGUUCUGCGGACAGUGCCGCCCUUCACCAGACCCCUACUCUGGAGUGGGCUGCGUGAGCUGGCAGCCCCCCGGGGCACCCAGCCGGAUGAGACCAUCCACAGCUUUGUGAGCCGCCGCUUCGGAAAGGAGCUGGCCGACAUCGCCAUUGACAGCCUGUGCCGGGGGGUGUUUGCUGGAGACUGCCGGGCCCUGAGCAUGCGCUCCUGCUUCCCUGCGCUGUUCGAGGCUGAGCAGAGGCGGCGCUCCGUCAUCCUGGGGAUGGCCCUGGGCGGAGGGAAGGGCCCCGCCCUGGACUCGGCGCUGAGCCGCAGGGCCCACGACGAGCGCUGGAGCCAGUGGUCGCUGCGUGGUGGCAUGGAGACACUGCCCGAGGCCCUGCAGGACUUCCUGAGACGGCGUGGGGUGGAAAUGCACUGCCAUGCCCAGCUGCGGCACCUGGAGAGAACGGCAGCUGAGUGCUGGCAGAUCACCCUGGAGGAUGGCAGCGUGAGAGCAGACCAUGUGAUCAGUGCCAUCCCAGCCAGAGCUCUGGCGGUGCUGCUCCCCGGCUGGGCCGAGCCGCUGGCCCAGGAGCUGCGCAGCAUCGAGGCCGUGUCGGUGGGUGUGGUGAACCUGCAGUACAACGGUGCCACGCUGCCCAUCACGGGGUUCGGGCACCUGGUGCCCUCGUUUGAAGACAGCUCCCUGCUGGGCAUUGUCUACGACUCGGUCGCCUUCCCGGAGCAGAAUGGCAGCCGUGGCCCUUCCGUCCGGCUCACGGUGAUGCUGGGAGGUGCGUGGUUCGAACAGGGCUUUGGGGACCCAGACACGGUGCCACAGGCCGUGCUGCUGAGCCGUGCCAAGGAGGCAGUGAGGGCACACCUGGGCAUUGUGGCCGAGCCCUCCCGCACAAUCGUCAAGGUGCUCAAGGCCUGCAUCCCCCAGUACACGCUCGGCCACUGGCAGAGGACAGAUACCAUGCGCCGUUACCUGGAGCAGGAAGGAUUACCGCUGAGCCUGAUCGGGGCCUCCUACCAGGGUGUCUCUGUGAAUGACUGUAUCUACAGUGCCAAGCUGGCAGUCACCCGGCUCCUGGACCAGGCCUGCUGAUCUGCCACUGGGCGCCCAUCUCUUGAACUAACUCUGUUUCGAGCAGGGAACAGUGGAGCCCCCUGCCAGGCAAUGGGCUCUCACAGUGCGAGGAGAGGCUGCCUCCUCUGAGGGCACUGGAUUCCUACCCAAGGUGGGGUGGGGGGCUGGGGGCCCCCUUGUGAUAGAGGGACAUCCCCAGAAGCAGUGAGAGAAGGUGAGUGUGGAGGCUGGGGUGCUGACUCUCAGCAGCUGUAGGCUGCAGCCUGGGUUCUUCCCAGCAGUGGUCAGGUACCAGCCCAAGAGAGGGGCUGGGCUGGGCUCACCCAGACCCUCCCUUCCCCACCCCCAAGGCUCCCCCCAACCAGCCCUUGGCCAGUGUGGUUCAUGCUGCGGUUGUGGAGCUCAAGGGGGGGGGGGGGGGGAUUGGCUACGACCCCUGCACUGCAGCUCCCUGGAGAGGCCCUGCACCUCAGGCUCUGUCAUUGACUAAUAAACCCCCCCUGGCUAUGUUAGUGUGGCUCUCUGCUGACUGAUUCUCCCCUCACUACAGCAUGCUGGGCUGGGAGCAGGGCAGGCCGGUGCCAAGGAGUACAGCACCUGGCGCUGAGCUUGUGCUGUGGCAGGGGGGGGACACCGCUAGGUCCAGAACAGCUCAGGAGAAGCAGCAGCACCCUGGUGAGGUGCCCAUGGCAGGCAGCCAGUUUCUAGAGGCUCUGUCCGGGCCAAGGGAGCUGAGUGGAGGAAGUCCAGCCCCAGGCUCCCUGGGCUGUGAUAGCCCCUCCCCCAGAGGGAAGAGCCAAGGGCCACUGUAGGACCAAACAUUUUAUUCAGCUCCUGCAUGGUGCAGCAGCAGCCAGGCACGGCCAGCACGUUCCUAAAUAAAUAACCACAGCAAAUUGUCAACAGCUAGAGGAGGAUCAACCCCUGGGCUCCCCCAACCACCAUGGGGGUGGGGGCUAGACAGCCCCCUUGGUCACAAACUGUUCUGGGGGGAGGGGAUGGGAUGGGAUGGGAUGGGAGCAGCCCGGCUCUCUAAGCACAGUCUACUCAGCACCCAUCCCUUAAAGUGAAUUCAGUGCCGGGGAAGGUGCUGCCUGGAGGCCUUUUAGCAGGUAUAAGCCAGGCCUGCAGCAGCUGGCACCCUGGAGGUGCCCUGGGCUUAUGGGCCCUUGGGCAGCUGCCACUGGGGCUAGGGCUGGCCAGGCACCAGUGCCACUAAUGCCCAGAGCAGGGGGGAGGGGAAAGGCUCCAGCUGGAAGCCCAGUCAGUGGGAUCCUCUCCCUGCUGCUCCAAGCAGCAGGACCAGCCCUGGCCAUUUGCCCAGCUGCUCCCGGGGA
Messenger RNA from Mauremys mutica (yellowpond turtle), 2947 nucleotides. It is a transcript of the gene PPOX, whose product is annotated as protoporphyrinogen oxidase. The transcript has 12 exons. Bases 198 to 1628 code for a protein of 476 amino acids. Gene Ontology annotation, molecular function: protoporphyrinogen oxidase activity, oxygen as acceptor. Gene Ontology annotation, biological process: heme biosynthetic process. Gene Ontology annotation, cellular component: mitochondrial inner membrane. The record is from RefSeq and is a predicted model, not a curated record. NCBI's taxonomy places the organism in Eukaryota, Metazoa, Chordata, Testudines, Geoemydidae.